This is a messenger RNA of Cuscuta epithymum, 3716 nucleotides long. NCBI's taxonomy places the organism in Eukaryota, Viridiplantae, Streptophyta, Magnoliopsida, Solanales, Convolvulaceae. The record is from the annotation of a GenBank genome assembly.
CAUCCUUGAAACCGGACCGUACCAGACGGUUAAAAAUCUCAUACAUUACGCUUUUUACUAAUUUACCGGAUCUUUCCUGACCGGGCUCACCCUUUUAAAAAAUUCCCUCACUCACCCGGAAAACUAUCUGUUGUUGAGCAGAGGCUGCAGAGCCGCAAAAAUCGAGUAUCAGCAAGUGAAGAGUUAGAGAACUCCCAAAGAUGCAAUCCUUUCUUCUAUUUGUUCUUCGUCUCUCGAUAACUCUGAGUUUUCAUAAAAUUGGAUAUGCCGUAGAAGGCGGGUUUUGUUCUGCACCACCAAUCUUGAGUUUUGAUUCCGGCUCUAGACCACUGUAUUGGAAAGUCACUAACCCUACACUUUCUCCUUCUCGCCUCCAAGACUUGCCAGGGUUUACAAGGAGUGUGUAUAAAAGAGAUCAUGCUUUAGUUGCUCCUGAAAGUCAUGUGUUCAGCCCUUUACCAGAUUGGACAAACACCCUCGCAGCAUAUUUAGUCACACCUGAAAUGGGAUCACAUUUUGUUAUGUACUUGGCAAAAAUGCAAGAAAAUUCAACAUCCGCGCUUCCUCCUAUGGGCGUUGAAAGGUUCAUAUUUGUGGUUGAGGGCAAUGUAGUUUUGACUAUUGUGCCUGGAAGAAGACACUUGCUGAAGGUGGACUCUUAUGCAUAUUUGCCUCCUGGUCUGGAACACACUGUCAAGUCGGAUGUAUCUGCUACCCUUGUUGUACUGGAGAGAAGAUAUGCCAAGAUAGAAAAUUAUGCAAGCAGAGAGAUUAUUGGUUCAACAGACCGGCAACCCCUCCUUGAAACCCCCGGCGAGGUCUUUGAACUGAGAAAACUUCUUCCCGCAUCUUUAGAUUAUGACUUCAAUGUUCAUAUCAUGGAUUUUCAACCAGGGGAAUUCCUGAAUGUAAAAGAGGUACACUAUAAUCAGCAUGGUUUGUUGCUUUUGGAGGGGCAGGGUAUAUACCGAUUAGGUGAUAGCUGGUAUCCUGUCGAAGCCGGUGAUGCCAUCUGGAUGGCGCCGUUUGUUCCCCAGUGGUAUGCAGCUCUUGGAAAGACUCGCACACGCUACUUGUUGUAUAAAGACGUAAAUAGGAAUCCCUUGUUUUAGAGGGCUGAAUUUGUGAGAGAUUCAUACAGUCAAUAGCGGUGGUUACACACAAGCGUUGGAUCCAAUGAUUCAAAGAACAUGCAGCUAAUUGAAUCUUUUUUCUGCUUGUUUGGAUCGUUCGUUUAUGGACAUUUUAUAUUUCAAUGAUUCAAUCUCAUCAUUGAUACAACUGUUUUAGUGAAGGACUAGGGUACUGACAAUUGCUUUCCAUCGACCAAUUAAAUAUAGGGAAAAUGGAAACUAAUAAUCCAACCUUUUAGCGGUCUUCUUUUAAUAGUCCCACAUUUUCGUUAUUCAUGAAUAAUUCCUGACCGGUUGAUGACCUGCUAUUCCAAGUUAUUUUCUUAUCUUUGCAAAAUAUUAUCUUUGUGAAAGGUGGAAUUUAUGGUAUAAUAGUUUGCAGAGAUGAGAAAAUAACUCGGAAUAGCAGGUCAUCAACCGGUUGGGGACCAAUGAAUGAAGAUGAGGUGCAAAGAUUCGAUUAUUCAUGAAUAACGAAAAGGUCGGACUAUUAAAAGAAGACCGCUAAAAGGUUGGAUUAUUAGUUUCCAUUUUCCCUUAAAUAUAUCUCCUUGAGUUAAUCAGUGAGAAGUUGUUCAGGAUGACUUGUGGAACUUUUGUUGGUGACAAAACUGGAUGGAGCCGACUAUUAAAUGAUUCUUAUUAUAAAAAAAAUGCUGACGAAGUGGUUCUUAUUAAAAAAAAAUAUGCUAUAGUUGUUGGGAAGAAAAGAUUUGGGAAGCUUAGGUACAGUAAGAUGCAGAGUUGAUCUGCCAUUGGUUGGUAUCACGCCACACCACCUUGGGAAUGGGAUGACCAACCAACUCCCCAAUACACAGACAUUAACAACAGUUAAAAGAUGAGAUAGAAUAUUCAAGAUGCGUGCACUAUAUACACAAAGAAAUCAAAUCCAAAGAAAGCUCGAGCAACAACGAAUGAGCCUGCUGCUGGGAAUCACCACACAAACAAACAAAACAACCAUCUUUAUACUAUAUGUUACAUGCUCGGGGCUGUCAUGGCUACUAAACUCAUGAUGCGCACACCUAUAACUCAAUUCAUUCAUAUACUCCCUGAGUCUCCCUCCCUCUGUAAUAAGUUGUUACUAAAAAUACUAGUUGGCUAGUUACUAAGAUUCAUAAAGGCGUCUAUGAUUCUUCUCCAGGAGGGGGAGGGGAUGCCGUCCUGGCCUUUUUGUUGUUGUUAUUCAUCUCAUGCAACACCUUCCCAAAAACAUCCAGCAUCUGCUUCUGGGAUUCAAGUAUCAUCUCACUCUGCUUCAUCUCUCUUUCCAUCCUCAUCUGCUCCAUCUCCUUUGCCAUCUCCAUUUUCAUGUUCUCUAUCUUGAUGAAUCCUUCUGCCAAGAACCGGAUCGACAAAGCUAUCUGAUCACUACUGCUCCUCGAUUCCCUCUCCCGUUUCACUCCCCCGCCUGUGCCCGCUGCUGAUCUCUGAAAACUUGAAUUUCCCCUACUUGCAUGGCCUGAAUUUCUUUGUUCCAACAACCUCAUCAGAUAUUCCUCACUUGGAUCAAUUCUGUCCUCAUACUCUGUCAAAUUCAGAUGCCGCCCUUCUCCUCUAUCAAAACCAUUCUUCAUCUCACAAUUAUUGAAAUCGCUCCUCUUUGGUUUGAAUCCAACAGGGAGUGGAAUAGCAUUGAACCGGGUUUUGAUGGGGAAUGCCUUUUCUAAAGGAAGAGCAGCAGCAGCUUCAACUUGCUGUUUCUUGCUGCUUGCAACAUCCAAAUGCGACCCGUAACCAUUUGGGACUCGAGAGGCAUAAUUAUUGGGGUUUGGAUUCUCCAUAGGAUUGUUGAGCUUUAGUUUGACCAAGUUCUGAUCGAUCAAGGUUUUAAAACCGAAGCCCUGAACCAUGUGGUGUUCGUCUUGAUCGGGGUUGGAUCUAGCAGCAGCUGAAACCUGCGUUCCGUUCUCCAUGGCAUCCAUAUUCUCGAAGAAGAACCAAUUGGAGAAGAAGGUCCCGGCAGGGUAUGAGAGGGAUCGCUGCUUCUCGGCACGGUAACGCUGGCGGAGCUUCUCCAUCUUGUGCCGGCACUGAGCGGAAGUCUUGGCGGGAGACGCAUCUGGACAGCGGUUGAACACCGCCUCCGCCACAGAGUCCCAGUCCGCGGUACGGAGGUAUCCGCGUCGGAGCGCGUACCACCUCUCCCUGUAGGCCUCGAUCAGGGCCAAGGUCUCCUCUUGCGUCCAACAGGGCGCGGGGAAUUUCCGGCAAGGCUUCUCUUGCGCUACCGCCAGAACGUCGAUGGCGGCUUCCGCUGCUGCGUCAGUGGUGGACGACAUAACCCAACGCCGCUGUCUGCGGGUGAUCACGUUCGUUAGAAAUAGGGAACCGCCGGAAAGAAUGAAUCGUAUCUUCUUCUUCCUCCUCCUCCGAGUUUGUUUGUGGGUUAUAUCGAUCGGAAUCGGAGGAGGAAAGUAGGUUAGGUUUUGGGUGGGUGGGAGAGUGGUGGUGGCCUAGUGUCUCGAGUGGAUGCCAUCACUGUUGUUUGUUUGGUACAGAUGAGAUGGUCUGUAGUGGUUGACUAAAACCCAAAUGACACACCCCACUUGGAUCCCACGUUCUUUGUCCACAAUUCAUCUAAAU